Mercenaria mercenaria is the source of this 1057-nucleotide messenger RNA. RefSeq lists its product as uncharacterized. The transcript has 2 exons. Bases 378 to 953 code for a protein of 191 amino acids. Lineage: Eukaryota; Metazoa; Mollusca; Bivalvia; Venerida; Veneridae. The record is from RefSeq and is a predicted model, not a curated record.
CCCACAGGUUUUAACUUUACUUUCGUUUUCCCGUAUUUUCGGAAAACCCGGUAAUAAAUAACUGACAUAUUUACUUUACUUUCGUUUUCUUGUAUUUUCGGAAAACCUGGUUAUAAAUAACUGACAUAUUUACUUUACUUUCGUUUUAUCGUAUUUUCGGAAAAUCUGGUUAUAAAUAACUGACGUAUUUUCUGAAAAUGUUAUAUGGGAUUUACGUGAUAUUUUCUGAAAAAUGGUCGUAUUUUGCAACACAAACCUAACUGAUUAACACCAGAACAUUCUUUGCUAGUAUAAAAAGCCGCAUAGAAGCAAAUAACUUUAUACUGCUGACUUAUAAUACAUACAACGAUAGAACAGAAACAAGGAAAACGAUUACAAUGGAUAAAAAUACAACAGCAGACCUGUUAAAAGAUUUGACGGAAUUAACAACCCAUUUAAAAGAUAAUUACAAAGACGAUUUUGUAUGCCAAGAAUGGGCUACAACAUUCAGUUCAAAAUAUUACAAGAAAUUGGUUGAUACAUGUAAGCCAACAAAGCGACAAACAAGGAGUACGUUAAAAGAAAAGCUUAAAGAAGAAAUUACGAAAUCAUUCGGACAAGAGGAGGUUUUAGAAAAUUUUAAUGUGGAUAUUUCAAGCGAGGACAAAUGUGUUGAAAGCAUUAGAAAUUUAGACAAGCAGAUAUACAGAAACAAACGGAAUAUUGUUUAUUGUACACAUCAGAUUGGAUUUAUUAUUAAAAAUUUAAAAUCAGUUUGCCCAAAGGAUUGUAAUUUGGGACUUUAUCUUCAUCUCAGAGGUGUACCUUACACAGAUUCCUACUGUCGAAACCUGGCUUUAGUUCAUGAAUUAAUUGAGAAACAUAAGAAUUUAUUGAAGUGUGCUUUAAACACUGGAACUUUAAUCAAAAACAGGAAAUUAAUCGAAGAAAUAUGUACAGAGUUGAAUUGGUAACAAAAUCAGCUUUUAACAGUAAGAAUCUAUGUAAGGAUUCCAUGUACAAUGUUCACAUUUAUUUAUAGUAACGUUUACACUGUAAACGCACGUCACUUCCGUUC